This is a messenger RNA of Populus euphratica (Euphrates poplar), 669 nucleotides long. Its product is annotated as 11-beta-hydroxysteroid dehydrogenase-like 6. Bases 1 to 669 code for a protein of 222 amino acids. The record is from RefSeq and is a predicted model, not a curated record. The transcript is spliced from 5 exons. Gene Ontology annotation, molecular function: oxidoreductase activity. Lineage: Eukaryota; Viridiplantae; Streptophyta; Magnoliopsida; Malpighiales; Salicaceae. Gene Ontology annotation, cellular component: cytosol.
AUGGCAAUGACCUCGAUUCACAAAUUGUUGAAUAUAGUGUUUCCUCUUAUGAUAAUCAUUUCAAUCCUAGUAAUCUUACCGCCAUACCUUGUGUUCAAGUUGCUAAGUUACAUAAAAAGAUCUAUGUUCACUGAAAAUGUGGCUGGAAAAGUUGUGCUCAUCACUGGAGCAUCUUCUGGCAUUGGUGAGGGUCUUGCAUACGAGUAUGCUAGACGAGGAGCUGGAUUAGCCCUUGUUGCGAGAAGAGAAGACUUCCUGAGGAAAAGCAGAGGGAAGAUUGUUGCGAUUACAUCAGUGGCAGCUUGGGUACCAACUCCAAGGGCAACCUUCUACAAUGCAAGCAAGGCAGCCUUGGUAAGCUUUUAUGAGACACUCAGAGUUGAAUGCGAUUCCCAUAUUGGUAUAACAAUAGUGCUUCCAGGAUUGAUCGAGUCAGAAAUGACUGUGCCUGAUUCACUGUCAAAGUUUCAAGCCAAGUUUCUCCCACCGAUUGAAUCAACAAGACAAUGUGCCGAAGCAAUUGUGCAUAGCGCUUGCCGUGGUGACAUGUACUUGACAGAGCCAUCUUGGUCGAGUUCUCUUUUCAUGCUCAAGCUGCUAUGUCCUGAAUUAUUUGACUGGUUUUAUCGUUGGAAUUUUAUGAGUGGAUCUAAGAUUGAUCAGCUGUAA